GUUUCAAGUGAAUUACUUACUUACACUUUUCACACAAAUAUUACAUAAUCCUGUGUAACAUUUUUCCACACAAAAUCAAUUCCAUUGGAAAGUUUAAUACAUUUUGAUUAGUGAUAUAUAUAUAUUUUGCAAUUUGAUAGGAAAAUAAAGUUUCCUAAAAAAUGAUGGACUAUCCCGAUCCAGAUGCCGGUUAUGUGGAUGAAGAUGAAGAGGAGAUCCCGAUGGCUGAGCGAGAAUUGGCCGAAGAUGCUGAAUGGAAACUUAUUCAAAAGAAUACAUUCACUCGAUGGGCAAAUGAACAUUUAAAACCGAAAAAUGUUACUGUUGAUGAUUUACAAUUUGAUUUAGCUGAUGGUCUUCGGUUGAUUGCAUUAGUUGAAUCAUUAUCUGGUCAACAAUUUAAACAUGUCAAUAGAAAACCAAGUUUUCGUACACAGAAAUUAGAAAAUGUUACAAUGGUUUUAAGAUUUCUAGAAGAGAAUGAAGGUCUUCGACUAGUCAAUAUAGACAGUUCAGAUAUUGUUGAUUGUCGUAGUAAACUAAUUCUUGGCUUGAUCUGGACUCUUAUUUUACACUAUUCAAUAACAAUCCCACUUUGGGAAGGUGAACCUGAUUUUGGAGCUCAAGGUCCAACACCGAAACAACGUCUUUUAGCAUGGUUAAAUAAUAAAUUAGCUGAUAGACCAGUGAAAAAUUUCACAACAGAUUGGAAUGAUGGUAUCGCCAUCGGUGCAUUGGUUGAUGCAUGUGCACCAGGUCUAUGCCCGGAUUGGCGUGAAUGGGAACCGAAACAAAAUCUUCGCAAUGCUCGCGAAGCAAUGGGUGCAGCUGAACAAUGGUUAGAUGUUCCACAAUUGAUACGUCCAGAAGAGAUGACUAAUCCUAGAGUGGAUGAAAAAGCUAUGAUGACUUAUUUAAGUCAAUUUCCUAGUGCUAAACUUAAAGAUGGUGCACCUUUACGACCAAAAUCUAAUCCUGGUCUUGUUCGAGCUUAUGGUCCUGGUCUUGAACCACAUGGAAAUACUGUCGGGAAUCCUGCACGAUUCACUAUUGAUACAUUCAGUGCUGGUCGAGGUGCUGUUGAAGUGAUUGUAUUGAAUCCUAAAGGACAAAGAGAACCAUGUGAUGUACUUAGUAAUAAUGAUAAACAACAGACUUAUUCAUGCGCUUAUGUUCCAACACAAGAAGGUGAAUACAGAGUUAUUAUUAAAUUUGCUACAAAAGAAAUUUUAAAUUCACCAUUCAAAGUUAUGAUCGAAGGUGCACAAGGUGAUGCAAGUAAAGCAACUGCAUCUGGUCCUGGGAUUGAACCGACUGGGAAUCAAGUUGGUCGACGUACAUUCUUUAAUAUAUUCACUGCUGCUGCUGGACCUGGAAAUGCCGAUUGUGUCAUUCUAGAUCCGCAUGGUCGACGUGAUACCAUCAAACCAUUGAUAACUCGUCAAGGUGAAGAUAAUUAUCUUGUAGAAUAUACACCAAAAGAUGAAGGUCUUCAUUCAGUCAAUGUAUUUUAUGCUGGUCAACAAAUAUUGAAUUCACCAUUCGGUGUAAUGGUUGGUCCACCCUGUGAUCCAAAACAAGCUUAUGCUACAGGUCGUGGAAUUCAACCACAAGGUAUACGAGUCAAAGAUUUGGCUGACUUUAAAGUACAUACAGAAGAUGCCGGUGAAGGUCCAUUGGAAGUGUCUGUUAUUGCUCCAGAUGGUAGAGGAAUUCCAUGUACCAGCCGAAAAACUGGUGCCUAUCUAUUCGAUUGUAGUUAUACACCACAAAGACCAGGUACACAUCAAGUAAAUGUACGAUAUGGUGGAGAUCAUAUUAUGCUUAGUCCAUUCACAGUGGAAGUUGCUCCUUACAAAGAAUCACGUAUAAGAGCAUUUGGUCCAGGUCUUGUCGGUGGUGUUGUCAAUAAACCAGCUGUUUUUGUCGUGGAAACAAACGGUGAAACGGGUGCUCUAGGCUUUUCCAUUGAAGGUCCAAGUGAAGCAAGAAUCGAUUGUACUGAUAAUGGAGAUGGAUCAGCUACAGUAGCUUAUUGGCCAACAGCACCUGGCGAGUAUGCAGUUCAUAUUUUAUGCAAUGAUGAAAAUAUACCGAAAUCACCGUUUAUGGUCCCAAUUGAACCAGAUAUGGGUAAAUGUGAUCCAGAAAGAGUUAAAGCACAUGGACCAGGUAUAAUGCCGACUGGAAAUGUUGCAGGUCAACCAACUGAAUUUACUGUGGAUAUUAGAGAUGCUGGUGGUCCAGCACCACUCACGGUGGAAUGUAGAGAUAAUGAAGGUGAACCAGUAGCGCUGAAAGUUCGUGAUAAUGGUGAUGGUACUUACACGUGUAGUUAUACGCCGAAAGUUCCUAAAAAACACACAGUACUUGUUUCUUACGGUGCUGUCAAUAUACCUAGAAGUCCUUUCAGAGUUGAAGUAGCUGAACCUAGUAAUCCAGGAAAAGUACGCGUUUUUGGUCCAGGUGUAGAAAAUGUUACAAGAGGUCAACCAACUUAUUUCACAGUUGACUGUAAACAAGCUGGACAUGGCAAUGUUGGCAUUAGUGUAACAGAUGAAGCUGGACGUGAUGUAGCAAUGGAUACACAAGAUAUGCGUGAUGGAACAUUUAAAGUUGCUUAUACAGCUAAUACACCUGGCCCGUAUUAUACUGUACAAGUAUUUUUCAAUAAUCAAGAAGUACCACGUAGUCCAUUUAAAGUACCUGUGAAACCAAAUAUAGAUAUGUCGAAAAUUCAUGUUGAAAAUCUGGAACCAAAUAUCACUACUGGUGUGCCGACUGAGUUUGAUGUCAUCACUGCUGGUGCAGGUCCACCAAAUAAUAGUAAACCAAAACCAACUGUAACAGUGAAAUCUCCGAAUGGUAUGCGUGUACCAUGUACUUUAGCUGAAAGUGUUGAUGGUUAUACACCUUCGUUUACACCGACUGUUGUUGGACCACAUACUGUUGCUGUAGAAGUUGGAGGUGUACCAGUUAAAGGUAGUCCAUUUCGUACAAAUGCUAUUCCACCGGCUACAUUACAAGAACCUAUUUAUCCAAAAGAUUUUGCACGUCAACAAGCUAGUUCAGCACCAAUGUCUGGACCUGAAGCAGCCGGUUUAGUUCGUGCAUAUGGUGAUGGACUUUAUCGUGCAACAGCCGGGAAACAAGCGAAAUUUACCAUUGACAGUCAAGAUGCUCCACCUGCUCCACUAAGUGUUACAAUUGAAGGACCUGCUGAAGCUAAAAUCAAUUACAAUGAUAACGGAGAUGGAACAUGUGGUGUAGAUUAUUUACCAACUGAACCUGGACCAUAUGUUGUCAAUGUUUUAUAUAAAGAUACACAUAUUAAAGGAAGUCCAUUCCCUGUUAGAGUAGCUCCACUUGGUAGAGAACAUAUUGAUAUAUCUCGAGUUCAUGCCUACGGUCCUGGAUUACAACCUACUGGUGUUUUCAAAGAAUCAUUUGCUAAAUUCACAGUUGAUGCUAAAACAGUUGAUCCACAAGGUAGAGGUAUAGUCAAAGCGAUUGUUGUUAGUCCGAAUAAACAAAGAACAGCAUGUUUAAUACAAAACAAUGGUGAUGGAACUUAUAAAUGUAGUUAUUCACCAAUAGAUGAUGGCUUACAUCACGUUGAAGUUACUUAUGAUGGAGCUCCGGUACCUGGUAGUCCAUUCCCAGUUAAUGUUGCUCCUGGAUGUGAUCCAACAAGAGUGAGAGCUUACGGUCCAGGUUUAGAAGGUGGACUUACUCAUGAAAUGCAAAGAUUCACAGUUGACUUAGAUGGUGCAGGUCAAGGUGCUCUUGGAUUAGCUUUAGAAGGUCCUGCUGACGCUCAAAUACAAUGUCAAGAUAAUAAGGAUGGAACAUGUACAGUGGACUACUUACCAACACGGGCAGGAACAUAUGACAUUUUUGUUAAAUUUAAUGACAGGAAUAUUCCAGGUAGUCCAUUUCAAGUUCCAAUACGAGAUGUGGUUGAUCCAACUCGUGUACGUUGUUACGGUCCAGGUUUAGAACCUAGAGGUGCUCGAGCACAACAACCAGCUCAAUUUACUGUUGAUGCUUCACAAGCUGGAGAUGCGCCUAUUCAACAUUCAAAUCAGUUCACUUUUGGUCAACAGAAUUCUAUAGCUGAUAACUAUCGACUAGCCAUUUUAUUCAAUCAUGAAAAUCUAUGA
Messenger RNA from Schistosoma turkestanicum, 4163 nucleotides. NCBI's taxonomy places the organism in Eukaryota, Metazoa, Platyhelminthes, Trematoda, Strigeidida, Schistosomatidae. The record is from the annotation of a GenBank genome assembly.